Sphaeramia orbicularis (orbiculate cardinalfish) is the source of this 5146-nucleotide messenger RNA. It is a transcript of the gene mpripb, whose product is annotated as myosin phosphatase Rho interacting protein. Gene Ontology annotation, cellular component: actin cytoskeleton. The record is from RefSeq and is a predicted model, not a curated record. Lineage: Eukaryota; Metazoa; Chordata; Actinopteri; Kurtiformes; Apogonidae. Bases 859 to 4242 code for a protein of 1127 amino acids. Gene Ontology annotation, molecular function: actin filament binding. The transcript has 24 exons.
ACGGAAUUCCAUGAGCUUGUGCGUGCUCUCUCUCCUCUCCCUCGUUCCGUUUGGAAAGAAGAAAAUAAACCUAAUGCUGCUAACCAAGCUAGUUAUGGAACCAAACACUAAACACUGAUUUUGCUCCCAGGAACCGGCCGAGGGGUGCUUUUCCUGCAUGCACCGUCUAUAUCUGGAGGAAAAGCACUGGAACCGUUUAGAUUUUCGGAAGGUCUCUGUUGGAAAAGUCAAGUUGAAGACGCCAAGGCUGGAGAGGAUUUCAUUAGCUAUCUGGCUAGCUAACUGGGCUAACCGUAGCCUAGCAAAGGAGCACUGGAUGAACUUCGCAUGGACUGACUGCUGCGACUAAGAUAGUAGCCUGCUGUCUGACUGCAAGCUUUCUUUUGGACUGGGUCCUUCACAUGGGAGUCUGUACUUACUUGACGGACACUGUCGCCUCGGAGCCUGCAGGCGAUAAAUGUGUGCAAACGUUGCAUUUGUGGCUUACGCCAUCACGUUAUUGAUUUGGAAACCCACUGGCAAGCUAACAGGAUAUUAGCCACUUCUCUCGCCACUCCGCUUUGUGGUCGCAGGCCAUGGACUGAGAAGCAUUCAUCACUGACGGAGUGAUGGGAAGGCUGGCUUAAUGGCAGCUAAUUAUUUAUUGGGAAACAGAAAUGGGAUACAACUAAAGUGACAAAAGAGGCGUUUUAUUUUAACAUUUCAACUCCUGUGAGGUGUUUUCUCUAAAAAUGCAUCGAGCCUUUUCCAAGUUGGGAUAGAACGACACGCACAAGAAAACAGCGGAAUUACAACUCCACUGUUGAUAAAAAAGUACUCCAGAGAAAACCGACUGAGUCUGAAAAGAGGUGAAUUAUCAUGUCUACCGCCAAGGAAAACCCCUGCAGGAAAUUUCAAGCGAACUUCUUCAACAAAAGUAAAUGUCAGAACUGCUUCAAACCACGGGAGCUGCAUCUGUUGACGGACCAGGAUUUAACCCAGGCUAAACCUAUUUAUGGUGGAUGGCUGUGCUUGGCCCCUGAGGGAACUGACUUCGACAAUCCUAUGCAGAGAUCUCGGAAAUGGCAGCGGAGGUUUUUUGUACUGUACGAACACGGCUGUCUACGCUUUGCACUGGACGAAUCGCCAAGCACGCUGCCUCAGGGCACCGUGAACAUGAACCUCUGUACAGACGUCAUCGAUGCCGAGCCCAAGACGGGACAGAAGAACUCGCUGUGCAUCAUCACUCCCGACCAAGAGUACUUCAUCAGAGGGGAGAAUAAAGAGAUCAUCAAUGGGUGGAGUGAGCAGCUGGUGAUAUACCCACGCACUAAUAAACAGAACCAGAAGAAGAAACGCAAAGUGGAGCCCGCAACCUCACAGGAACCUGGUCCAGCCAAGGUAGCAGUGACCGGCUCUGGGAUCCCAGAGGCUGAGAAGGUUCCAGACUCCAGUUCUAUCAUAUGGCAGGAGGAGCUGAACCAGAGAGAGGCGGAGGGGGCUGCAGUCUGGUCUGCUGCUGACCUGCCUCCGGGAUCACCAGUGCCCCCUGCAGGUGACUGUGCGUCUGUGGGCCAGGGGUCUGACAUAGGCUCAGUUAAUGGUGAUGAGGUGGACCGGGGCAGCCUGGUGCUGCACGGUUCUGCCCCCCAGCCCCCCAGCGACCUGCUCUCCCCGACGGGCUCCUGCUCCAGCCUGGGCGGCGUCCCGCGCUGCCUCUCCCCAGCUCCUAGCGACCCGUUCCCCUCCGGCAGCUCCUUGCUCUCCAACGGCUCCCACAUCAGCGGCUCCGUCAGCUCGCUUGACUCCGACGCCAGCGGCAGCACGGUGACCAGCACCGACAGCCAUCCAGCAAACCAGAGGGGAAGCUACUCGCACAGCCAUCAUGACACACAGAGGUCCAGGCGGCAGGAGGCCGAGGCCAGGAAGGCUGAGAAGAGGAGCCGCUUCAGGAGCCCUGACAGGCAGGAGAGGGAGGCCGUCCUCAGCCCCGAGAGGAGUCGCUCCGGUGUGAUUGAGAAGCUGGAAGCCUUGGAACUAGAGAAUCCGGAGAAAAUGGAGGUGGAAGAAUCUGGGAGGAGUGGAGUCAGACAAGGCCGAAGUGAACACAGACGCUUCCACAGAGAGGAUCAGAGACAUGAUGCGGGUCAGGGUUUGGACUUCCCCUCCACUCUGCCUCCUCUGAGGAGAGCCAAGUCUCUGGAUCGAAGGACCACCGAGUCAGUCAUGACGCCUGAUUUAUUGAACUUCAAGAAAGGAUGGAUGGUGAAGCUAGAUGAACAAGGACAGUGGAAGAAAUACUGGUUUGUGCUGACAGAUCACAGCCUGCGAUACUACAAGGACUCGAUUGCAGAAGAGGCCUCUGACUUGGAUGGGGAGAUUGACCUUUCUACCUGUUACAACGUAACUGAAUACCAGGCUCAACGCAACUAUGGUUUCCAGAUCCAUACCCAGGAGGGAUUGCACACUCUGUCAGCCAUGACAGCAGGCAUACGCAGGAACUGGAUCCAGGCGGUCAUGAAGAACGUCAGACCGUCUACUGCUCCUGAUGUCGCAAGCUCAACUGAGGAUCACGGCACCUUCUCUGCUCUGGAGGGUCUGGUGAGGCCAGAUGUCACUCAGGACUCUCCCUCCUCUGAGGCCUCAUCUGCGGACAGAGAAUCCACUCAGACCGUGAUAAAGAGCCGGGCACGUGAGCGAAGGCGAGAGGGCCGCUCAAAGACUUUUGACUGGGCGGAGUUUAGACCUAUCGCCCAGGCUCUGGCUCAGCAACGGGCGCAGGAGGCCGAGAGCCUGCAGGUGGACAUGGGAGAUCUGGAACGCAAUCGGAGGAGGGAGGAGAGGCGGAAGAGGUACGAGUCAGUGACUGGGUCAACGGGGGAGAACACUCCUGUUAAAGAAGGAGGGAGCACAGAGGAAGCUGGACACUCAGAGCCCGAUUCAGGGAGUCCCAUCUCUCUGGAGCGGCAGCAGAGAGUGGAGGAGGUGAUUGAACAACACUGGCGACAAGUGGAGAAGACACCGAUACGAGAUGAGAGGAGGGUGCCUCUGCCCUCCACUCAGCCGCCCAGAGAGGCCGCGGAGUUGGAGCAGCUACUAGAGAAUUACAAGCAAGGGAUAGAGGACCUGAAGGCACAGUUGGAGAGCUGUCACCAACAGCUCCUCGACUCCAACAAUCAUAAACAGGAGCUGGAACUCCAGCUGCGAACGGCCCUGGAGAGAGAGCAGGACAUCCGGACAGGUUACAUCUCUCCGCUGGAGCACCCUUUGGGUCUGGAGGCUGAUGUGACGCCCCAGACGAAGAGGCCAGAACUGGCGACAUGCGAGCGGGGCUUCGCCGCCAUGGAGGAGUCCCAUCAGAAGGUGAUCGACGAGCUGCAGAGGAAACACCAGAGAGAGUUGGAGAAUCUGCAGGAGGAGAAGGAGAGACUGUUGGCAGAGGAGACGGCGGCCACCAUCGCCGCCAUCGAAGCCAUGAAAAAUGCCCACCGGACAGAGCUGGAGAAAGAGCUGGACAAGGCUCGCAAAGCUAACAACAACGCAGAGAACGCAGACAUGGAGGAGAUACGCAGACAGCAUGAGGAGGAGCUGUGUUCGUUCCAGCGGGAGAUCGAGGUGUUGUCGGAGCAGUAUUCCCAGAAGUGCCUGGAAAACGCCCACCUGGCCCAGGCACUGGAGGCCGAGAGGCAGGCCCUCAGGCAGUGUCAGAGAGAGAACCAGGAGCUCAACGCACACAACCAGGAGCUCAACAACCGACUCGCAGCAGAAAUCACCAAGAUGCGUUCGAUGACAUCAGAGGACGGAGUGGGAGACACGAACACCACCAUACAGGGAAAAGAGCUCUACGAGUUAGAAGUGAUGCUGAGAGUGAAGGAGUCAGAGGUCCAGUAUCUAAAACAGGAAAUCAACUCCCUGAAAGACGAACUUCAAGCUGCCCAAAGAGAUAAGAAAUAUGCAACAGAUAAGUACAAGGACAUCUACACGGAGCUGAGCAUCGUCAAGGCCAAAGCUGAGCGGGAUCUGGGCCGGCUCAGAGACCAGCUGCAGUUGGCCCACGAGGCUCUGGGGGAGUCGACGCUGGAGGAGGUGGAGCGAGGAGGAUACGAUAUCAUGAAGUCCAAAAGCAACCCUGACAUCCUCAAGAUGGCAGCUGCUGCAGCCAAACGUUCAGAGCGAACCCUGAGGUCAAAGAGUCUAAAGGAAGGCCUGACCGCUGAGCAGAGACUCCACCUGUUCGACAAUAAAGACACUAAGGAGUUCUGACAGUGACGCAUCGUGUCUGCCUACCUUGCUGCAUGUUUAGAAGUCCACUAUAUUUUAGCUCUGUACUUAUUUAGUAACACUACACACUGGUCACAAAACACAGAUCAUAUAUUAUUAAAAAAAAAAACAAACACGGUAUGAAGUUUGAGUUUCAUGUCUAGAGUUUGCAUUCCAUGCACUUCAGUUAACUGUGACUUUUUUUGUAUUGUUUAUUUGUUGCUGCCAUGUCUUACUGUAAAUACUGUUUUUAAUUGAACAUCUGUCAUGCGUACACUAAAACUCUGACUGUGUAAGCUACUGUUUUAACUCCCGAGGCCGUUGCUAGCCAAAGGCGUAAAUGUGAUGUUAAACGGCUAAACACAUUUUGAUGAGUAAUAACAUGAACCCAUAGGAAUGAGUGUGGCAUUCAGGGCUGCACGUUAAUGCUCCACCACUCUGUUACGCUUUUUUUUUUUCCUCUCAUUCCGGCACCUACAGCAGUGCUGCACGAUAAAACAAAUAAUAAAAAAAGCACAACAAAGUGCUCAUCUGCAUUGUCGAUCAAAUGCCUUCCAUGUUGCUGCAUCGCUUGACUCCUGAACUCUUAACAUCACGUAACCUGCGGAAAGGCGACAGCUGAAUGCAUCUGGAUGGGAUUUACUGAUUAUAAUUUAAAUAUAUAUAUAUGAAAAUUUAUAUAGAGGUUUGUUUUUUUUCCCCUCACUGCAAUCAUUGGUCCAGCUGUAUAGGAGUUGGAGUUGGUUAUGUUUGUAGUCUUGUUCAGUGGCAGUCCCUUUGUAUUUAUUUAAAUGGUUGGGAUAUUUCUUUCACAUUCCCAUUCCUCUGUACUCUAUUAUUGUAAAUAUAAAGCAAAUAUACACCAACUGACUACAGGUUUAUUAGCAAUAAAUAUUUUUGCACCCUU